Messenger RNA from Aspergillus neoniger CBS 115656, 415 nucleotides. RefSeq lists its product as uncharacterized. The transcript has a single exon. The record is from RefSeq and is a predicted model, not a curated record. The annotation marks the transcript as partial. NCBI's taxonomy places the organism in Eukaryota, Fungi, Ascomycota, Eurotiomycetes, Eurotiales, Aspergillaceae.
CUCGGGCGUCGGCGAAGACACACUAGUCAAGAAGCUAUUCGACUUACAUCCGGACACAUUCGCAUUCACUGUAUCCCACACGACCCGCGCACCACGGGUCGGCAAAAUCCACGGCAAGAAUUACUUCUCUAUAGAGAAGGCAAUGUUCGGGGACCUCGUUUCCCAGGACGCCUUCGUGGACUAUGCCACCUUCGGUGGGAACUAGUAUGGCACAAGCAAGAGAACGAUCUCGGAUCAAAGGAGAAAGGACGGUUGAUUGUGCUAGAUAUCGAGAUGAACGGUGUGAAACAGAUGAAGGCAAAUCCCAGUAUCGAUGCUCGGUGUGUUUUUAUUUAAGCCACCGAACUUUGAGGCGCUCGAGGUACGGCUUCGGGGGCGUAUAGGGAGUUGGAAGGGUUUGUGUUUGCGGGUAAGG